Messenger RNA from Mus caroli (Ryukyu mouse), 948 nucleotides. RefSeq names its product olfactory receptor 6C1. Lineage: Eukaryota; Metazoa; Chordata; Mammalia; Rodentia; Muridae. Gene Ontology annotation, cellular component: membrane. The record is from RefSeq and is a predicted model, not a curated record. Gene Ontology annotation, biological process: G protein-coupled receptor signaling pathway. Gene Ontology annotation, molecular function: G protein-coupled receptor activity; olfactory receptor activity.
GGGUCCUGAAUGAGAAACCAUACUGAAACCACAGAGUUCAUUCUUCUGGGAUUGUCAGAUGACCCAAAGCUCCAGGUUGUGAUCUUUGUCUUUCUCUUCAUCACCUACACACUCAGCAUCACUGGGAACCUGACCAUCAUCACUCUCACCUUGCUGGAUUCUCACCUCCAGACUCCCAUGUAUUUCUUCCUUAGGAAUUUCUCUGUUUUAGAAGUAUCCUUCACAACUGUCUGUAUACCAAGGUUCUUGGGCACCAUUAUCUCAGGGGAUAAAACCAUUUCCUUCAACAACUGUAUAGCACAGUUAUUUUUUUUCAUCCUUUUGGGAGUCACUGAAUUUUACCUUCUAGCUGCCAUGUCCUAUGACCGUUACGUUGCCAUCUGCAAGCCCCUGCAUUACCUGACCAUCAUGAGUCAGAAGGUAUGCACAAUGCUAGUCUUCGCCUCCUGGCUGACUUCUUUCCUAAUCAUCUUCCCUGCACUGAUGUUACUUCUACAGCUUGAUUAUUGUGUGUCCAAUAUAAUUGAUCACUAUACCUGUGAUUAUUUCCCCCUGCUUCAACUUUCCUGUUCAGACACAAAGUUCCUGGAGAGGAUGGGAUUUUCCUGUGCUGUUUUUACCCUAAUGUUCACUUUGGCAUUAGUAUUUUGGUCCUACAUAUACAUCAUCAGAACAAUUGUGAAGAUUCCUUCUGCCAGUCAGAGGUCAAAGGCCUUUUCCACAUGCUCUUCCCACAUGAUUGUCAUCUCCAUCUCUUAUGGCAGCUGCAUUUUUAUGUACAUUAAACCCUCAGCUACAGAGAGAGCAUCAUUGACCAAGGGAGUUGCCAUACUAAAUACCUCAGUCGCUCCCAUGCUCAACCCCUUCAUUUAUAGCCUGAGGAAUCAGCAAGUCCGGCAAGCGUUUAUGAACAUGACAAGGAAGAUGGUGUUUUUCACAAGUAAGUGA